AUGAAUGAACCUCGUUGCACCUCAGAUCCCACAGGUGACAAGUUACAGGAUUGGAUUCAAGAAAUGGCAUUCCAAGUGAAGAAAAUUGAUCCAAAGCACCUGGUGGAGGUUGGACUAGAAGGAUUUUAUGGCCCAUCAACACCUCAGAGAGCUCAGUUCAAUCCCAAUACAUAUGCUACACAGGUUGGAACUGAUUUUAUAAGGAACCACCUGGUUCUUGGUGUGGACUUCGCUUCUGUUCACAUAUAUGCUGACUCUUGGAUUUCACAACAAAUUGCUGAUUCUCAUCUCUCAUUUAUAAAAUCAUGGAUGGAAGCCCACAUAGAGGAUGCUGAAAAACAUCUAGGAAUGCCAGUUAUUUUUGCUGAAUUUGGUGUAUCUUCCAAAGACCCUGGCUACAAUUCAUCAUACAGAGAUACACUCAUAAGCACUGUAUACAAUACCAUCCUAAACUCCACAAAGAAAGGAGGGAGCGGGGCUGGAAGCCUUUUGUGGCAAUUUUUUCCUGAUGGAACUGAUAACAUGGAUGAUGGGUAUGCGAUUGUUCUCUCAAAAUCUCCUUCCACCUCAAGCAUUAUACAGCUUCAAUCCUCUAGACUUGCGCUGUUCAAUUCCUUGUGCAAUACCAAAUGCAAUUGGGGUUGUAAGAAGAAAAAGUUAUUGGACGAAAUACUCUAUCACGAUGAACUGUAG
Sphenostylis stenocarpa is the source of this 693-nucleotide messenger RNA. The record is from the annotation of a GenBank genome assembly. NCBI's taxonomy places the organism in Eukaryota, Viridiplantae, Streptophyta, Magnoliopsida, Fabales, Fabaceae.